This is a messenger RNA of Aegilops tauschii subsp. strangulata, 1245 nucleotides long. Its product is annotated as probable calcium-binding protein CML25/26. Gene Ontology annotation, molecular function: calcium ion binding. The record is from RefSeq and is a predicted model, not a curated record. Lineage: Eukaryota; Viridiplantae; Streptophyta; Magnoliopsida; Poales; Poaceae.
CUCAUAUCGAUCAAUCCACAUGUUGAACACCGUUAUUGUCUACGUAUCCAUGCUGUGUUCUUCUUUCUUUUUUUCGAUACAUGAGCAAGCAUUUGACUCUGGGUCAUUAAUAUAUUUUCCUGGGAAUUUAGAGGCCGACGCACGACGACGCCACGAUACUCCAUGAUCUAUCAUCAUGGUGUACGCGUGAACUACUACCAAAAUGAAUAAGGAAAUUAAGGUGUCCUUGCUAACGCAUUGUUUCGUCCAUCAUAAAUUUGGUCAAGGCAAUUAUACGCAUACGGAAUACAAAAACACGCAUAUAUGUGCUGUAGAAGAAUGACACGGAAACUCAGCUGUCUAUAGCUAACCAACUUCAUGCUUCAUGUUGAUUUAUGUUCGCGUGCGUUCUAUAUAUAUACCCCGCCACGCGCUCCAUAUUAUCAUCAACCGCUUCAAGGCACACAAAUCAAGCUCCUAGAUCCCAACUAGCUAGUCAGCUGCAAAACUCAGUGAAAAGGAAGCAAGAUCGACGAAUACUCACUCGAUCAUGGUGGCCAUGGUGGUGCCGUCGGUGUUCGCCGCCUUCGACAAGGACGGCGACGGCAAGGUGUCCGCGUCCGACCUGCGGUGCGGCAUGGCGGCGACCCUGGGCGAGGACGUGUCGGAGGAGGAGGCGGCGGUGAUCCUGGCCGCGGUGGACGCCGACGGCGACGGGCUGCUGACCCAAGAAGAGUUCUCGAGGCUAGCCGCCGGUGCCCACGAAGAGGACGACGUCGACGUGAGGCAACGCUGUCUGAGGGAGGCGUUCGGGAUGUACGCAUCAUCAUCCACGGAAGCCACGAUGACGACGAUGAUUACGCCGGCGAGCCUGAGGCGGACGCUGAGCAGGCUGGGCUCUCACGAACUGGGCGUGGACGAGUGCACGGCAAUGAUCUGCAGAUUUGACCUCGACGGCGACGGUGCCCUCUCGUUCGAUGAGUUCCAGGUCAUGAUGAUGGCCUGAUCAUCGACUCUCUUCUUGGCAUUUUUCUAGACAGAUAUGAUUUUCCACUUAAUGCAUCGAUCGAUCACAUGUAUUUGUACGUGUUCAUUCUUUCUUUGAUUUGCUCGCACGAUCACCCUCGAUUUUUGUGAAUACGUGUACAGAUCCAUUUGGAGUUACACCUCUUCCAAAAAUAGCUCAGCAACUCAACUCCCCAAUGCCAAAAAAAAAACUCAACUCCCCAAUGCAUAGAUGCUUAACUUGUUGUUACUAAGCUCACU